Messenger RNA from Balaenoptera ricei (Rice's whale), 1089 nucleotides. RefSeq names its product myosin-13-like. The transcript has 11 exons. The coding region runs from base 1 to 1089 and encodes 362 amino acids. The record is from RefSeq and is a predicted model, not a curated record. Gene Ontology annotation, biological process: actin filament organization; vesicle transport along actin filament. Lineage: Eukaryota; Metazoa; Chordata; Mammalia; Artiodactyla; Balaenopteridae. Gene Ontology annotation, molecular function: actin filament binding; microfilament motor activity; ATP binding. Gene Ontology annotation, cellular component: cytoplasm; actin cytoskeleton; vesicle.
AUGAGCUCUGAUGCAGAGAUGGCCAUUUUUGGAGAAGCAGCUCCCUACCUGUGGAAAUCAGAGAAGGAGAGAAUCGAGGCUCCAAAUCGCCCAUUUGAUUCUAAGAAAGCUUGCUUUGCAGUGGAUGAUAAGGAAUUUUAUGUGAAAGGUAUGAUCCAGAGCAAGGAAAAUGACAAAGUCACAGUCGAGACCCUCGACAACCGGACACUCACUCCGAACAGUGACCAAGUCUUCCCCAUGAACCCUCCCAAAUUUGACAAGAUCGAGGACAUGGCCAUGAUGACCCACCUACACGAGCCAGGAGUGCUGUACAACCUCAAAGAGCGUUACGCAGCCUGGAUGAUCUACACCUACUCAGGCCUCUUCUGUGUCACCGUCAACCCCUACAAGUGGCUGAAGGUGUACAACCCUGAGGUGGUGAUGGCCUACAGAGGCAAAAAGCACCAGGAGGCCCCGCCCCACAUCUUCUCCAUCUCUGACAACGCCUAUCAGUUCAUGUUGACUGAUCGAGACAACCAGUCCGUCCUCAUCGCCGGAGAAUCCGGGGCUGGGAAGACAGUGAACACCAAGCGUGUGAUCCAGCACUUUGCAGCAACUGCGGUCACUGGGGAGAAGAGGAAGGAGCAGCGGCCGGGCAAGAUGCAGGGAACCCUGGAAGACCAGAUCAUCCAGGCCAGCCCCCUCCUGGAGGCCUUUGGAAAUGCCAAGACCGUGAGGAAUGACAACUCCUUGAGAUUCGGGACGUUCAUUCGUAUUCACUUUGGAGCCACAGGAAAGCUGGUGUCAGCGGACAUUGAAACCUAUCUCUUAGAAAAAUCCAGGGUGGCAUUUCAGUUAUCCCGUGAGAGAGGCUAUCAUAUUUUUUACCAAAUCAUGUCAAACAAGAAGCUGGAACUUAUGGACCUGCUUCUCAUUUCAACCAACCCCUUUGACUUCCCCUUUGUGAGCAAAGGAGAGGUCACCGUGGCCAGUAUUGAUGACAGUGAGGAACUGUUGGCCACUGAUGUAAGUGGCCAAGGGCCGGCCCGGGCUGGAGACGUGCAGGAAGCAGAGCUGGGCCAGCUGGCCAGAGUGGGAUACCUCGUGUGA